This is a messenger RNA of Magallana angulata, 2364 nucleotides long. RefSeq names its product leucine-rich repeat and death domain-containing protein 1-like. The record is from RefSeq and is a predicted model, not a curated record. Gene Ontology annotation, molecular function: protein binding. NCBI's taxonomy places the organism in Eukaryota, Metazoa, Mollusca, Bivalvia, Ostreida, Ostreidae. The transcript is spliced from 13 exons. The coding region runs from base 145 to 1596 and encodes 483 amino acids.
UUCAUCAGGAACCGUCGUCUGUUUACAUUAUUUCCUUGAUAACAAUAACUAAGAUGAUUUAAAGUGUCAUCAGCCACAGCUCUAGAUGAACGAGAGAGGUAGAGAAAUUAGAAUGUGUAUUGAUCAGGUUACAUCAUUCCAGGUAUGAGUGGCUAUUUUUACCAGUACAUCACAGUGGUUGUCCGAGACUUUAUUUUCUUCCAUGAUGAUGUACAGUCCACCACGAUUGCGGUAGCCAUUGCUAGCUCUCUCUGCUGCUCCAUUGUGUGGGCUAUCUGUCACUUGCUGACUUUGGGCUCCUCUUCUGCUUCGUGUAAAUCAACCAAAGAUAAAAGACCUUCCAAUAGAACAUCAAACUUUGCUUGGAGCAAGUCCAAAAGGAGGAAAUCUCCCACCAAUUCAACAAGUUCUGAAGAUGAUACUGCUUUGGAAGAUGACAUUGAAGUUCCUUGCAUUAAGUGUGGGGAGUACAUAGCUGACUACACCUGUAGAUUUGUGACCUGUAAGAUUUGCUGCCUGGCCCCCUCAUCGUGUACCACUCAUCAAGCGGCCGAGAAACGGCGAAGACCUUACAGAAUACCCAGAAAUGGUGUGACUGAGAUCAAUCUAAGCAACAAUGACAUCACAGAGUGCCCCCAGAGAAUGGGUUACAUCGGGCCCCAGCUGACGCUACUGAACCUGUCCCACAACAACCUGUGUCACAUUCCUGUAGAGAUCGGAUGUCUACUGGGGCUGAAGGAGCUACUGCUAAAUAACAAUAACAUUAGCUCAAUACCUGACAGUAUUGGUUCUUUAAUCAACUUACGAGUGUUGAAGUUGUCUAAUAAUUUCAUAAAAUAUUUGCCAGAAUCAUUAACAAGUUUGUCUAACCUUGUUCAACUUGAUGUUCGAAAAAACAAACUACAGUCACUGCCUGCUGGAAUCGGGAGUCUGUUAAACUUAACAUGUCUGAAAUCAGGGUCAAAUUCAAUACAGCACAUGCCAGCCAGUUUAUACAAAUUAAAGAAUUUAAAAGUCUUGAAAUUUGAGAAGAAUAAGAUUGACAGUUUGUCAGGAGCUGUCAGUAACUUGCUGGAUUUGGAGGAUCUGAAUUUGUCACACUGUCAGCUGUCGGCCAUUCCAAGAGAGCUGGGUUCCUGUUGUGCUCUCCGAAAAGUUGACAUCUCCCAUAAUAGAAUCACUGAUUUACCAGCACACUUUGGUCAGCUAAGAGAACUGACAAGGCUGAAUCUAUCAGGGAACAAUCUACGGUACAUUCCAUCCACCAUCCUCCUGAGUACCAUCCAAGACUGUAAUGUUUCAGAUAAUGACUUUAUAUCAAGUCAACAUUCCAUAAAAUGUGUUCCCAUGGUCUGUAAAAUUCCUCCCUUGCUGGAAUUGAGUGCAAGGGCCAUUGUUCACAACAAUCCACAUGACAAGUUAGAGGACUUGCCACAAUCAUUACAAGAAAUGAUCACAAAGAGAAAGUACUGUGUGACUUGCUACAAGCCAUGUUUUGUGACUUUCCAAAUGUCGUUGACAUUCCACCAGUUGUCCAGUGUCAACAUUCCUGUUGUGUCCAUUACAUGCCCAGCCUGUUCGUCAUGUUCAUGUUAAUCUAAUCAUUUCAUCGUCUCUACAAAUCUAGUCAUAUAGCAACAUUUGUGAUUUGUUUUCAAGAGGUUUUUCUUUCCUUUUGAUGCACCUUUCUCUUAAUUCUUACAAGUAUUUUAACAUUGAUGAUUGCUUUGCAUGACACUAGUAUUUUUAUGUAGAAAUACAUAUGUCUGCUCAAGUUAUUAAUUGUACUUGAGCAAUAGGGUUUUUAUCAAUUUUGGUAGACAAGAUAUUGAUAAGUACGUCAUAUUUCUUUUUUUAUCUUUACCAUAAUCUAGUCAUAUUUAGCUUUACGGAAGGCAACACUUGUAUUUUCUUUUAAAAUAUAAAUGUACUAGUUAAUAGGCUAACCUCUUAAGACUGUUUUAGGCAUUGCCAUUACACUUAACUAUUCACUACCCUUAUAUAUUAUGUAGUCUUUUAUAUAAUUUUAUUUAUUCAUCCCAUUGAAUACUAGAAGCAUUGCAGACACAAGCAUGGGAAAGUAUUCACCAUAUUCACAGUAAAGUAUUCAAUAUGUCCAAAAUUUUACCAAUUAUAUUUAAGAAUUCAUCCUCUGGUAUGUUGAACAUAGUAAGAGGAGUCCCUUUUAUAGCUAAUGCACACAAUUAUCACUUUCACUGAGAGUUUGCAACUCGCUUGGCUAAAGCUGUGCUCAAUUUAUUUUAUUCUAAUAUACAUGUAUACAAUUUUAUUUCUAUCAAUUUUUUAUAUAUUGUAUUGCAUCGCUGUGUUGUGAAAUGUAAUAAAAAAUGUUGAAGCAUACAA